AUGGAUCGAGACCAAAUCAAAGUCUUAGCCACAGGCUCGGCGAAUGGUAUGAUUGAAGAAUUGUUCACGGGAAUAACGAAGAUUAAUGGAAAAUACGGUCCUUUUGAUAUGCUGUUGUGUGUUGGUGACUUGUUUGGGGACGCUGACGAAGAUGUAGUUAACGCUGUUUUGUCCGGAAGCAUUCACGUUCCAAUAAUGACGUAUUUCAUGCACGGAAGAUACCCUCUACCAACUGCAAUCAAAAAACGGAUUGACGAUAACCAUGGAGAAAGCUAUGCCGAAAUUCUCUUUGAUUCUACCUCCAACUCUUACUCCCUCCUCAUAAUCGACACAAAAGGUGCCCACGGUAUAAUGACGACAAUCAACAACGUAACAGUUGCCUUUACCAGCGGCAUUCUAGCUUCCCCUGCGCCCGCUCUUCCCACAGACGUCGAUAUUCUCCUGACGCAUGAAUGGCCAAAGGACAUACAACUUCUAUCCUCACAUAAGAUUCCGCAAAACAUUGUUGGAUCAAAAUUUGUGGCUGAUCUGGCGAUGUACGUACGACCGAGAUAUCAUAUUGCUGCCUCAGAAGGAAUAUUUCUACAACGAGAGCCAUAUAAAAAUAUUGGAGCGGAAGAAGAAAAGAGGGUAUUACAAUUAUUGCACGAUGACAAAAAAGAUUUAAGGGAGAAGCAGAGUGGAGAUGAAGGAAUGAAGACGAGGCGAAGAUUUGACCAUGCUACAUGGUUUGUUGGAUUAGCAGAAGUCAGGAAUACACACAAGGAAAAGUGGUACUAUGGUUUCAAUUUAGUUCCACUGUCGCAAUUGGAUUCAUCUGCAGAUAUAUUACGGCAUCCACCAAAUACAACAGAGUGCCCGUAUCUUUUAAAACAAUCCGAGACGCCUGCAACUGGAAAGAAGAGAGAUGGUGGCCGUGAGGAAGGUGGACCGGGAAAUUAUUUGUGGAGUAAUGAUAUGCAGGCGAAAGAGUUUGAUAACAAGCGAAGAAAGAAAACCCUGCCGCCAGAGAAUUAUGUAUGUAAUAUAUGCAAAACUCCAGGUCAUUGGAUAAAAGAAUGUCCAGAAAGCAAGUCAAUCAAAGUCCCCGGUCCUGAAUAUACUUGCAAAGCAUGCGGAGAAAAAGGGCAUUAUCUUUCUGAUUGUAAAAACAGGAAAAUCACUGCCAAAAGAGAUACCAGCGCUUGUUGGUUUUGCCUAUCGAACCCGAGAACUGCCAAACAGUUAAUUGUCACUGUUGCAUCAGAGAUUUAUUUAACGUUAGCUAAAGGUAGUCUUAUAGAUACGACGGACAGUUCAAUGUCACUAGUACCAGGGGGUGGUCAUGGACUUCUCAUCUCAAUUGCUCAUCAUGGAACUUUCCGAGAAGCUCCACUAGAAAUUCAAGUAAACCUCUUAAACGAAUUAGAAAAAUUUAAAUCUGGUAUCCGACGCAUGUAUGAACACUACGGCGCUGGAAUGGUCGCAUUUGAGCUUUCCAAGCCUGGUUCGCAUCAACAUGCGCAUAUGCAGGUGGUACCAAUACCAUCAAAAUACGACUCGAAUAAAGUACGAAUGGCAUUUAUAAAUGAAGCCGAAUCAUCCGGGUGGACAUUCAAACAGCUGCCGUCCGUUCUCCCGCAGUCGUUUUUUAAAGUUGAUUUGCCGGACGGAUCGUCUUUAUUCUAUGAAUUGAAACAGAAUGAGAUCUUUGAUGCACAAUUUGGACGGAAGGUGCUCGCACAUUUGCUUGGCGCCCCGGAGCGUGCUGAUUGGAGGGCGUGCGUGACUAAUGAAGAGAGGGAACGGGAAGAUACAAAUCGGUUUAGAGAAAUAUUUAGAGAGUACGACCCUAUUGAGUAUUUGAAAUUUUAA
Messenger RNA from Paraglomus brasilianum, 1854 nucleotides. The record is from the annotation of a GenBank genome assembly. NCBI's taxonomy places the organism in Eukaryota, Fungi, Glomeromycota, Glomeromycetes, Paraglomerales, Paraglomeraceae.